Molecule: messenger RNA, 1208 nt
Organism: Megalops cyprinoides (Indo-Pacific tarpon)
Lineage: Eukaryota; Metazoa; Chordata; Actinopteri; Elopiformes; Megalopidae
Gene: golt1a
Product: golgi transport 1A
Exons: 5
Coding region: 39-440 (133 amino acids)
Biological process (GO): retrograde transport, endosome to Golgi; endoplasmic reticulum to Golgi vesicle-mediated transport
Cellular component (GO): membrane; endoplasmic reticulum
Source: RefSeq, a predicted model, not a curated record
GCAAAGACAGAGUGGCGCACAGAGGAACAGGAGACAGCAUGGUCACGAUCACAGAGUUUCAGAAGAUAGGCGUGGGGCUGACGGGCUUCGGCCUGUUCUUUCUGCUGUUUGGGGUGCUGCUGUACUUUGACUCUGUCCUGCUGGCGUUUGGGAAUAUCUUGUUCCUGACUGGUCUGGCAUUCAUCAUCGGCCUGCAGAGAACUGCGUAUUUCUUCUUUCAGAGGCAAAAGCUCAGAGGCUCCGCCUUUUUCCUCGGGGGCGUGGCCCUGGUACUUCUGCGCUGGCCAGUCGUUGGCAUGGCCAUAGAGAGCUAUGGUUUUGUCCAGCUGUUCAAGUCAUUCUUUCCUGUUGCCUUUGGAUUUCUAGGGUCAUUGGUAAACAUCCCAUUUCUCAAUGUGCUAUUUGCCAAGUUAUCUGGAAGCAGCAACUCUAUGGUGUGAGGAGAACUGGUGAUGGACCAAAACAAGGAGAGGGAUGGAAGAGUGGUCUGGUUUGGACUGGUUUUCUUUUGGCAGCAAGAGGCAGGACACCGGACCAGAGCCCCAAGAGCUCCCACAAUGCACUGCACUGAACUAUCCACUAUUUUAUUGAGAUGGUCAAAUAUGUGGACAUUUUAGAAUGGGCUGUGAAAGGAGGGAAUGGCCUGACAAUAUGACACAUAUUGUCAGCUCUUUUCAGCAUAUAUCAACAAUAUGAAGUAAAACGGUCCUACUGUUUUUAGUAUUUUCUGGUUUAAUGUAUCAAUGAAUCAAGUGAUUGCUUUUCAAUGGCUUGAGGACAUAAACUACUGGAAAGGUCUUGGUGCUAAGCAGAUCCAGAUAUUUGCAGACUGAAAUCAAUGAUAACAAGGUGACAUUUUGAAAAGUUUUAAAUUAUUAAAAUAUUUUUGUUGUUGUUAUUGAAGUCCUGAACAUUUUUUGGGCAUUGUUUGUUCAAGUUUGUAGUUUUGUAUGUGAUCCCAGAUAUUUCUAAUGCUCACUCACACAGUAGGAACACUUUGUGUGAAGUGUGUCUCUGUUCACAAUUCUUUUUCAAAUGCUUUUAUUAUGAAUAUUUUGCUCUAAGACAAAGUUAAACCCAGAGAAAGUGUUUGGGUGAGAUACACCAUUUGUUCUUAAAUUUUGCUGGCUAUGCAAGUAGCAUGUCCAAUCAAUCAACUACCCUUGGGGUUCAUUCCAGAAAAAUAGUUCAUUCCAAAAAAAUAAAUA